Salvelinus namaycush (lake trout) is the source of this 10628-nucleotide messenger RNA. RefSeq names its product protocadherin-16-like. The transcript has 27 exons. Gene Ontology annotation, molecular function: calcium ion binding. The record is from RefSeq and is a predicted model, not a curated record. Gene Ontology annotation, cellular component: plasma membrane. NCBI's taxonomy places the organism in Eukaryota, Metazoa, Chordata, Actinopteri, Salmoniformes, Salmonidae. Bases 1 to 9939 code for a protein of 3312 amino acids. Gene Ontology annotation, biological process: homophilic cell-cell adhesion.
AUGAAGACCGAGGCCAAGGGUUUGGGGCGGUCUGUGUCGAGGUCACUGCAGGGUGAUGGCCGGUGGAGCCGAGAGGUCCUGCUGCUGGCCUACAUCCUCCUGGAGCUGAUCGCCGUCCACUCCUCCACCGUCCUGGGAAACCUGGAGCUCCAGCUGGAUGAGGAACAGCCUGCCGGGACCAUCGUAGGGGACAUCAGCGCUGGGUUACCGCCUGGUGUCACCGCAAGUCUUUACUUCAUUUCAGACCACGAGGGCACCGGGGUCGGGAGUGACCUGGACAUAGAUGAGAGCACGGGCAUCAUCAAGACAGCCAAGGUGUUGGACCAUGAGCUGAGGGACCGGUACAACUUCAUUGCAGUGACUAUGACGGGCGUGACCGUUGAAGUGACCAUCACAGUGAAUGACAUCAAUGACCAUGCUCCUACAUUCCCCCGGAGGAGAGCGGCGUUCAAGAUCCCGGAGAUGACGGCGGUGGGAACCAGGUUCCCCCUAGAGCCGGCGGUGGAUGGGGACAAAGGCCAACUGACUACCCAGGGAUACCUCAUCAAAGAUGGGAACCCCGGCCAGGCUUUUCUCCUGGAGACCCGGAGAGGAUCCAACCAGGUUCUCUAUCUGGACCUGGUGGUCAACACUCUUCUGGACAGUGAGACCAGACCAUCUUAUACGUUAUCCUUGGAGGCGUUUGAUGGAGGCUCCCCUAAGAGGACUGGUCAGAUGGUGCUAGAUGUGACGGUUCAGGAUAUCAAUGACAACGCUCCAGUCUUCAACCAGAGUCGCUACCACGCCAUUAUCUCAGAGAAUCUGCAGCCGGGUAGCAACAUCCUCCAAGUCUUUGCCUCUGACGUCGACCAGGGAGACAACGGUCUGGUUCUGUACGAGAUCAACCGCAGGCAGAGCGACCCGGAGCGCUACUUCGUCAUUGACUCUCGUACGGGUGUCAUCACGCUCAACAAGCCGCUGGACUUUGAGAUGCGGAGGGUCCACGAGCUUGUGGUCCAGGCAAGGGAUAACGCCACGCAGCCCGAGGUUACCAACGCCUUCGUUACAAUCCACGUACGGGACUACAAUGACAACCAGCCCACCAUGACCAUCAUCUUCCUCAGUGAAGACGGCUCCCCACAGAUCUCCGAGGGCGCCCAGCCUGGCCAGUAUGUCGCCCGCAUCUCCGUCACCGACCCAGACUACGGAGAAUACGCCAAUGUCAACGUCUCCUUGGAAGGAGGGGACGGGAAGUUUGCCCUGACCACCAAGGACAACAUCAUCUACCUGAUGUGUGUGGACCAGAUCCUGGACCGAGAGGAGAGGGACACAUACGAACUCAGGGUGAUGGCUACAGACGCAGGCACCCCUCCUCUCAGGGCUGAGUCCUCCUUUACGAUACAAGUCACUGACGUCAACGACAACCCUCCUCUGUUUGAUCAGCAGCAGUACAGACAGGUCAUACCUGAGGUGGUGUUCCCAGGGAGCUUCGUAUUGCAGGUCACGGCUAGAGACAAAGACCAGGGGCCCAAUGGAGACAUCACAUACAGCCUCCUCCAGGAUGGCCAGGCCGGCCAGGAUGAGAACCAGGCCCAGUGGUUCACCAUAGACCCAGUAACAGGGAUCAUCACCACACUCUCCCAGCUGGAUUACGAGUCGCAGCCCAGGCCGAAUGUGACAGUGGUGGCUACAGACGGAGGGAGGCCUUCCCUGUCCUCCACAGCUCUGGUCCAUGUGGUGCUGCAGGAUAUUAACGACAACGAACCUGUGUUCGGUACCAACUUCUACAACGUAUCCAUCAAGGAGAACACGGCCGCUGGGACCUGCAUCCUAGAGGUGACAGCGACAGAUGCGGACGGUGGCUCCUUCGGCUCCAUCAGCUACUCUCUGGGGUCAGGCAUCAACAGUGCUGUCCCCUCCCAGUUCUCUGUAGGGAAGGAGACAGGACAGAUCUGUACCAACGUGGCUCUGGACAGGGACCAGGGACCAACCAGCUACGACUUUACCGUCACCGCCGUGGACGGGGGCGGUCUGAACUCUGUGGUCUACGUCAGGGUGGACCUGCUGGACAUCAAUGACAACAGACCAGUCUUCUACCCUGUGAGCUACGCCGUCAGCCUUAGCUCCCAGAGUGCACCUGGCACCUCUGUUGUCAAGGUUACGGCCCUUGACUCAGACACUGGGGAGAACGGGAGGGUCACGUACCGAACCGUCCCCAGGGGCAACUCCCCCUUCUUCACCCUCAACAAAGACACAGGUGUGAUCUCCCUGUCCCGGUCCCUACAUGGCAAGGCCAACACGGUGAUCCCCAUUGUGGUUUCAGCCCAGGACGGAGGGGGUCUGGCAGCACUGGUCAACGCCCGGGUCAACAUCAGUGUGGUGGCAGGCCUGGUGGCGCCCCCUGUGUUCGAACACAGUCAGUACAGCUUCACUGUGUCUGAAAACGUACUGCGAGGGACUGAGGUUGGCAUCGUACAGGCCAUCAGUAAGAACGGUGGGUGCGGCCCCAGUAAGGACAUCCUGUACACCAUCUCCUCUGGAGACCCUGCUGGCUACUUCACUGUGGACCCAGAGAGCGGUGCCCUGCGGACCAGCCUUCCCCUGGACCACGAGGCCCAGCCCUCUCUAACCCUGGAGCUCCAGGCUCGUAGCGGCAGCCCCCCUGCCUUCGGUCAGACCUACGUCCACAUCACCAUCCAGGACAUCAACGACAACGCUCCUGUGUUCAUGCCCUCCUCUUCUGAGUCUCUCCUCCUCCCGGAGCACACAGAGAUGGGGACCGUGGUCUACAGAGUCCAGGCCAAAGACCGGGACUCCGGCCUCAACGGCCAGAUGACCUUUGAUCUUUCCUCCACCGCGACCUCAAGCGGAGGUCAAAGAACCUUUUCCAUGGAGCGCAGCACAGGGGAGAUCCGGCUGGUUGGCGGGCUGUCGUACGACGUAACGCCGCGUUACGACCUGACGGUGACAGCUAAAGAUGGUGGCGCUCCCCAGCUGAGCUCUACCAUGAUGCUUGUGGUGCACGUCCAGGCGGAGAACGACCACGGUCCUGUGUUCGACACCCUGACCUACCGCGUGGAGCUGAGGGAGAACACGCCGCUCAGCACACGCUUCCUACAGGUGCGAGCUCUGAGCCUGGACACCACGGGUUCAGGCUCCUCCUCUCCACUGGCGUACUACCUGAGACCUGACGGAGACGCAGCAGGGUUUGGCAUUGCAGCAGACAGCGGCUGGCUGUUUGUGAAGAGCGCCCUGGACAGAGAGGUGAAGGACAUGUACAUGUUGAUGGUUCUGGCCACGUCGGGCCACGGGCAGCUGAAGAAGACGGGCAGUGCCACGGUGAGGGUGUCGGUGACCGAUGAAAACGACAACUCACCCCGUUUGACCCAGGAGAGGACUUUCCUGGCCGUGAGAGAGAACCUUCCGGCGGGGUCAGGGUUCGGACGGGUUUCAGCUAUGGACCGCGACUCAGGGCUCAACGGCAGGCUCAGUUACAGACUCCUACACCCAGACAGAAACUUCCAGAUCAACUCACACACAGGUGAGAUCAGUACCCGUGUAGGUCUGGACAGGGAGCAGCAGAGUAGUUACCAGGUGUUGUUGGUGGUUCAGGAUGGAGGUACUCCCCCGCGCAGCGCAACAGGGACAGCCUUUAUCACCAUCUUGGAUGAGAACGACAACACUCCCUCCUUCAGACACAGCCAGCCUGGCAGAGGACUGACCAUGCAGGUGAUGGAAGGCCAGGCAUCAGGUCUACUGCUGGGGAAAGUACAGGCCAAGGACCCUGAUGAGGGAGAGAACGGCACUGUGUACUACUCCAUGUCAGGUCCCAGAGCAGAGCGUUUCUCUCUGAACCCUACUACAGGUGAACUGCGUUCCUCCUCUCCUCUGAGUCACUCUGACAGAGCUGAGUACAGCUUCACUGUGACCGCCACUGACCGAGGCCAGCCAUCUCACAGCGCUACCUGUACACUACACAUACAGGUCCUGAGUGCGAGCAGAGCUCCUUCCAAAGCCAACUCCCUCUCCAUAUACUUCAACUCCGUCGAGGAGGCCAAACCGGGCUCUGUGAUUGGCUCUGUGAAGUCACAUGACAGCUUAGAGCUCCCUGAGGCUGGUCAGGUGACCUAUACGGUGGUGGGCGGGUCAGACCGAGACGGAACGUUCAUGGUGGACCGUCAGACAGGUGAUGUGUACCUGGCAAGGGAGCUGGACUACGAGCGAUCUGCCCGCUACACACUACAGAUAGAGGUGGAUGACUUCUCCAUGACAUUACCCAGCAGCCACCUGGUGCAGCUGGACAUCGAGGUGAAGGACAGCAACGACCACGCACCCUGCUUCCCGGAGGACCCCGUUACCAUGGUGAUACCUGAGAACAUGGAGCCUGGGGCCACCAUCUACACCUUCCAGGCCUCGGACCAGGAUGGAUCAGGGCCCAACAGCCUGCUGACCUACUCCAUCCUGCACCAGUACCCUGACCUCCCUGACAUCCUGACCCUUCACCCUUCCACUGGCGUCCUGACCCUGGCGCAGGAACUGGACCAUGAGGUUACUUCCUCCCUUAUCCUGGUCGUCCAGGCGACAGACUCCGCCCUGAACGGCAGCCAGCGGCGCUGGGGCUCGGUGACAGCGAGGGUGUUUGUGACAGACGAGAACGACAACUGUCCAGUGUUUAGCUCGCCUUCCGCGGUCAGUGUCAUGGAGGACCAGCCUGUGGGCUUCGUGGUUCUCUACGUUGUGGCGCGAGAUGCCGACCAGGGGGAGAACAGACGGGUCAGCUACUUCAUCGAGACUGGCAACGCUGGAGGGACAUUCAGCCUCAACCCUAAUACUGGUUCUUUGUCUAUCCUGAAGCCUAUCGACCGGGAGGAGCAGGUCCUGUUCAACCUGACCAUCGUAGCCCAGGACCACGGGGUACCAGCGCUCUCAUCCAGCCAGCUGUUGUCUGUCCAGGUCAUCGAUGUGAACGACCAGGUGCCCUGGUUCCAAGAGAACCAGUACCAAGCCCAGAUUACAGAGAACCAGCCUGCAGGAACCACUGUUCUGGUGGUGUCGGCCUCCGACCUGGACCAAGGUACCAAUGGCCAGGUGACAUAUGGAGGCAUCUCUGAUGAGGGUUUCAGCAUUCACCCAGCUACAGGUGUUAUAACCACCACUAAAGCCCUGGACAGAGAGGCACAGGAACAAUACACACUGACAGUGUAUGCCCGAGACGGUGGCGUGCCUCCUAACUUUGCCCGGGCGUCAGUGAGGAUCCGGAUGUUGGAUGAGAAUGACAACGCCCCAACGUUCAGUAGACUGUACUACAGCCUGGAGGUGCCUGAGAACAUGGAGGCUGUUGAGCUGUUCACCCUCAGAGCUACGGACCUGGACACUGGGGACAGCGGAGAGAUGACCUACAAGAUCACAGCAGGCGACCCAUCAGGAGACUUCCGUGUGGACAGGAAGUCAGGUGUUCUCUCCACCUCCAGACCUCUGGACAGGGAACGUAGGGCCAGGUACAGUCUGACAGUGACAGCCCUUGACGGGGGCUCUCCGGCCCUGAGCAGCAUGGCCACAGUAGAGGUCACUCUCCUGGACGACAACGACCACAGCCCCCAGUUCACCAGCCCCAGCUACACCGCUGACCUCCCUGAGGAUGCUCCCAUUGGCUCCCUGGUGCUGGAGGUCUCUGCUACUGACCUGGACCAAGGGUCUAACAGCCAGGUGCUGUACUUCCUGUUGCGCGGUUCCCAGGGCAUGUUCAUCAUCGACCAGCACACGGGACAUGUCAUCACCGCCGCUCCGCUCGACCGGGAACGAACCGCGUCGUACAAUUUCGAUGUCUGCGCCACAGACUCGUCCCCCGCCAGCCCACGCAACUCCACCGCCACGGUCAACGUGUAUGUACAGGACGUGAACGACAACGCUCCAUUCUUCAUCCAGGACCCCCUGGUUAUCAACAUCUCUGCCUCCAGUGUCUCCUCCCACCGCGUCCUGGCCACCAUGCGGGCGGAGGACCGUGACUUUGGGGCCAAUGGCUCAGUGUUCUACCGCUUCGCCAGCCCUGUCCGGGGCUUCACCAUUAACUCUCUGACUGGGGACAUCCAGGCUACAGAGAAGCUGCAGGGACUGACCCAGGGCCAGAGGACUCUGAUUGUAGAGGCUAUGGACCAGGGCAGCCCAGCCCAGUCCUCUCUAGGGGUGGUGGUCAUCUACAUCAGAGAACAGACCUACAGGGGGAUCCGCUUCUCACGCCACGCUAGAGACGUCAGUCUGCAGGAGAACGCUGCCAAAGGUACCGCUGUGGUGCAGACUCAGGCCCAGUACCCUGAUGGAUCCCGUAGUGGGAUCAGUUACACCAUCUUCAGCGGCAACACCCUACACUCCUUUGGAAUCAGCUCCUCCACUGGUGAGAUCUGGGUACAGAGCUCCAUGGGGCUGGACUAUGAGGAGUCCCCUAGACUCCGCCUAGUGGUGAAGGCUGAAACUGCAUCCUCCAGUUCUUUCAUGGCGGUCAACCUGAUCCUGCAGGACGUCAAUGACAACCUGCCGCGCUUCCAGCUUCAGAACUAUGUAGCCUACAUACGAGAGGCACAGGGAUAUCAUUUUCCUAUAAUACAGGUGGUGGCUGAUGACCUAGACCAGGGCCAGAAUGGUCAGGUGACCUACAGCCUGAGGUCGUCGUCUCUCAGCGGCCUGUUCAAGAUCGACUCGCUGACCGGAAGCAUCACCACCGCCGCUAUCAUGGACCGAGAGAUCUGGACACAAACCAAGCUGGUUGUUACGGCGACGGACCGGGGCACACCCCGAUUGGCCGGCUCGGCGACCCUCACGGUGAUCAUCGUGGACCUCAAUGACAACAGUCCUACAAUCCCUCUGCCGCGUGAGAUCAGAGUACCAGAGAACACUGUGGUUGGCUCGGUAAUAACCCAGGUGACAGGAAAUGACGUGGACUCAGGUCCCGCCCUGUCCUACACCCUCCACCUGGACCCGUCUUCCCAGGGCGUAUUUGGGAUCCACCGCUACGGGGGCGGGGUGUCUCUGACUGCCCCUCUGGACUAUGAGGAGAAGACCUGGUACACGCUGACUGUCAUGGCAACUGACUCCAAACACCAGACUGAAGCUAACCUCACCAUACUGGUGGAGGAUGUCAAUGAUAACGCUCCUACGUUCACACAGGAUCUUUACCAGAUGACUCUGGCAGAGCACUCCCCAGCUGGCAGUGCAGUUGUCACUGUGACAGCCACGGACCGCGACUCUGGGGAGAACGGCCGCGUCACCUACAGAGUGAUGUCAUCAACCCGGGACAUCUUCUACAUCGACCCCAGCAAUGGUACCCUGUUCAUCACCCAGCAGGCAGAGUUUAACUCUGAAAACCCUUCUAUCCUGGUGGUAAUAGAGUCCAGAGACAUGGGAACACCAGCCCUCUCCUCCACCGCUACUGUACAGGUCCAGGUGACUGACGUCAACGACAACGCGCCCGUCUUCCACCAAUCAGAGUACAGAGCCACGGUGUCAGAGGACGGCCUUCCAGGCGUCACCAUCCUGACCCUGGAGGCGACCGACGGCGACGCGUCACGCGACAACUGCGGCUUCGACUUCACCAUAGCCAGCGGAAACUCAGGCAAUGCCUUCCAAAUCGAGAGCAGCGUACGCUUCCUUGAAGGACGGGGCUUCCAGACGGUAGGCAGCGUGGUAUUGACCGGUGAGGGGCUGGACUUCGAGGCAGUGUCCAGUUACAACCUGACCGUGGUCGUGUCGGACCGUGGAGUGCCCCAGAGGAGCUCGGCUGUCUCUGCGCUGAUCAGUGUGACGGAUACUAACGACAACCCUCCGGCGUUCAGCAGGGCAGAGUACAGUGUGGUGCUGAGUGAAGGAACAGCUGCAGGGACUGAAGUCCUCAGCCUGUCUGCAACAGACCCAGACUCCUCGGAAGUAGGGAAGGUGCAGUACCUGAUCAGCUCUGGGGAUGAGACGGGUAUGUUCCAGGUAGACCGCUGGACCGGAGCCCUGAGGCUGCAGAGACCACUGGACAAUGAGAGACAGGCAUUCCAUGUAAUCAUUGUGCAGGCAUCAGAUGGACAGGGUCACUAUGCACUGGCUCCAGUCACUGUGGAGGUGAAGGACAUUAAUGACAACAGACCUUACUUCCCUCUGCCUGUCCUCACCGCCAGCGUCAGAGAGAACCAGCCUCACAACACCCUUGUCACCAUGCUGCACGCCAUCGACCAGGACACGGGAGUCUUCGGACAGCUGAGAUACUACAUGUUGGACAAGACUGGAGAGGGGAAAGACGCCUUCCUGGUCAACCAGACAUCAGGCGAGGUCCGGACUCGCUUCACCUUCGACUUUGAGAAAGUCAACUUGUUCAACUUUGUAGCUCUGGCCAUGGAUGCAGGGAACUACUCGGCCACGGUGACCGUCCAGGUGUACGUGACAGGGGAGGAUGAGUACGACCCUGUGUUCUCCGACACAGAGUUCUCCUUCUUAGUUCCUGAGGGGUCGAAGGAGGGCCAGAGCAUCGGUCAGGUGACAGCCAGAGACGAGGACGAGGGAGUGGACGGGAUUGUUCUGUACUCCCUAGCUGACCCCUCGCCCUACUUCCAGGUCAAUGCAUCGACAGGCAUGGUUUCCCUGAAGAUGGACAGCCAUGUCCGUCAUCUGAGCAGGUCCAAGAGGGAGGUCCGUGUGAUGAACCUUGACCUGAAGGCCCACAGCCCUCUGGAGACGUCCCGUGUGGCCACCGCUCGCCUCACCGUUGACGUAACACACACCUCCUUCGGCGUGGCAUCGGACAUGAACCUGCUGCUGGUCAGCGUGAUCGCUGUGUCCCUGGGAGCCAUCCUCAUCCUCAUCUUCAUCGCCAUGGCUCUGUUCUGUGUGAGACUGAGACGUCAGAGGAAAGAGCAGCAGAGUUGCUGCAGACCUCCAGCCUCUCCCGGCCAUGGCACGAUGCUGCACAAACUAGAGGAGACUAAAGUCACUGGCAACGACCGGAACGACCGCAUCUACCACCAGGCCUUACCAGGGUACGCUUCCGACCAAACUGGGAGUGGUGUGGGAGGGCCAUACCCCCGCGGGGGCUCCCUGGACCCAUCCCACUCCAGCGGGCGUGGCUCAGCGGAGGCGGCGGAGGACGAUGAGAUCCGAAUGAUCAAUGAGUACCCCCGUGUCUCCUCCAUCUCUUCGUCCAUGCAGGAACACAUCUCAGCCCGCGGGCCAGACUCUGGUAUCCAGCAGGACGCUGACCAGCUGUCUGACGUCUCCUGUGAGCCCAACAUGGACUCCAACCAGUGGUUCAAGGCCAAGAAGCUGGCCAGUCUCAGUGGGACUCUGCUGGCUGGCCAGGUGCCUGUCUACAGGGAGGAUGGAGGAGGUUAUCUGGGGGUAGGGAGGGGGCUGAACAUCUCCCACCCUAAAGACUAUGCCUUUCCAGUGGAUGGUAAACCCACUGUGGACGGCUCCCUCACAGCCAUAGUGGCCAGUGACGAGGAGCUGAGGGGCAGUUAUAACUGGGACUACCUGCUGAACUGGUGCCCACAGUUCCAGCCAUUAGCAAACGUCUUCACGGAGAUAGCGAGGUUAAAGGAUGAGACGGCCCCUCCUAACCCUCGCAGACCGCUCCAGCACAAAGCCAAGGUGGACCCCAAACCCCCUCGCAUUGACCCCCCGCCCCUAAUCACCUCCAUAGCCCACCCCGGGGCGAAGACAGUCCCCGUCAAGCCUGCUCCCGUUAAACCCUCUGUGGGGAGGUCCUCCUUCCCCCAUCUGGCCUCCCUACGGAGGUCCCCCAUCAGUCACGAGGGCUCCCCCUCCUCAGUAGCUAUGUCCCCCAGCUUCUCCCCCUCCCUGUCCCCCCUAGCAGCCCGCUCCCCGGCCAUCACACCUUUUGGCGUCACCCAGGGCCCCUCAGCCUCCAUGAUCAGCACCACUGAACACAGCUUGGAGCACAGUGAAGAGGCCGAGAUGAGGAUAUAGACUAUCGACUCACAGAUGAGGAUAUAGACUCUAUUGACUAACAGAUGAGGAUAUAGACUCUGUAGACUGAGGAGGAUAUAGACUCUGUAGACUGAAAUGAGGAUAUAGACUCUAUCGACUCACAGAUGAGGAUAUAGACUCUAUCGACUCACAGAUGAGGAUAUAGACUCUAUUGACUCACAGAUGAGGAUAUAGACUCUAUCGACUCACAGAUGAGGAUAUAGACUCUAUCGACUCACAGAUGAGGAUAUAGACUCUAUCGACUCACAGAUGAGGAUAUAGACUUUAUUGACUAACAGAUGAGGAUAUAGACUCUGUAGACUCUGUAGACUGAGAUGAGGAUAUAGUCCCUGUAGACUCUGAGGUACUAGAGAUUGGAGACUGAUACUGAGUUAUUGUUCCUCAAAAGACAGUGAUGUCUCAAUUGACACCCUAUUUAGGUUGCAGGGUGGUACCCCUCCUAAUGUGUAAUGGUCACAGUAUCUGGUGUCAAUAGACUGUAUCGUACAGUGUACCCUCCCUUCUGGCCAGAACACAGAGUGUGGUUAGCACUGUAGUUAAAUAAUGAAGUAACUCUCAAAUGGACUCUGAAAGGUGGUAGCUGCAUCAAAAACUAAUGGGAUGAAUGUUGCCUUUUCCUCUUCCCUCAAUCCAAUCAGUGUCAAGAGAACAAAACUACACAGGAUUUG